AGUCCGGCCGGCCAGCCCCAGGGGCGGCUGAGGGGAGGGGCCGCGGGCCCCUAUUAGUGCUGCCGCCGGUCGGCGCCCGCCCAGAGCUGCGGCUUCCCACUCCUGGCCGCUCCGCCCGCUGUCAUGCUCGGCCGCCUUCAGCGGCUACCCGGCUGGGCCGGCCCGACGGCCGUGCUGCUCGUGGCGCUGCUGCCCAUGGUGGCGCAGGCCUCUGCGAGCUCGUGGCGGUUACUGGACGCGGCGCCCUCCAACCCCAGGGUCCAGCAGGCCGCCCGCGCGGCGCUGCACUACUUCAACUACCGCGCAGCCUCGCCCAGCACCCUCCGGGUCCUCCGACAAGUGCACCGCGCCUCCUCCUGGAUCAACGCGGAGAAAGGCCGGAAGUUCGACCUGGUGUUCACCACCGCAAGCUAUAACCCAGAGUCCAAAGAGAAGCAUCUGAGCACAUGUUCUGCCCUCGUGAUCUUCAGGAAUUAUCAGCCCAAACCCACCGUCAACAUAACCUGCACUCAACUCAUGGCAAAUAAGGAGAAAGAGCAGGAGGAUUACCAGCUCUAUAAACAAAUGAAGGAGCUGAAAAAGCCGGAUGAAGGGGUCAGAAUACCAGACAGCCUGGGCCACAUCGACCCGUCUCUGCAGCCCAUGUGGGACUUGGCCAUUAUCGGCAGCUCUUACGUGAUGUGGGAGAAGACGUCGCAGGCAUCGUAUUAUUACAUGACCCAGAUCAGUGGGGUAAAGCAGUGGGCAACAAGAGGUGAUUUUAUCAGUUUCAACUACACCGUCCUACUCCAUCAAUUCUUCAGCCAGGACAUGAUUCCCUGCCAGGUUCAUCUGAUCUGGUAUCCUAGCAAACCCCUUAAAAUACGGUAUCGCUGUCAAGACCCCGAGACACAACCGGAAGGUUCUGGGAAUGACCAGGGCUCGGCGGAGACUCCUACAGAGAGCCCGAGUAACUUCUGAAAGAUGCAAUGCCGACUUUUUUGCACUAGUCCCAAAUGAAAAGAUGACUAUACUCAAAGGCUUCAGCUGCUGCCCAGCACCAUAGCUGGCUAGAAUCAUCUCUAGGCAUUACAGAGAUGUAGGCAACCCAGUGAUUAAAUAGUCAAAGUUCAGAGAAGCCCAUCGUCUUUUUUUUUUUGUUAUUCAUUUCUUGGAGCACACGCCUGAUUCCCGUAACUCAUGAGUGCACUUAACUCCACUCGGAGCCACUUUGGGGCCACCCGAAUGCCCUAAAAUACUGCAUAUAAAGCCAGAAUGAAUUAGCGGCUUUGAGAGUCUGCUCUUCAGACUGAAUUUCCUAUUCUCCAAAGCUUCUAUCUAAUAUUCCUUUGAGAAUGGUAGCUGAUAUUUUGUACCACUCCAAUCUCAGAGUGUCCUUGCUAGUAGGUGAAGAUAAUAGAGUACAAUAAAAGCAAAAAGAAAGGGAAAGAUUGUGCUGGUUUAGGACAAAAUUUGUGAUUUUUAAGGUUUCCAGCAGGACGAUUUCUACGUUCCCCUGAGAAUCAAUGCUGAAAUAAACAUGGUUAUGUUUGGAAAUAA
Molecule: messenger RNA, 1539 nt
Organism: Monodelphis domestica (gray short-tailed opossum)
Lineage: Eukaryota; Metazoa; Chordata; Mammalia; Didelphimorphia; Didelphidae
Gene: RARRES1
Product: retinoic acid receptor responder 1
Molecular function (GO): metalloendopeptidase inhibitor activity
Source: RefSeq, a predicted model, not a curated record